Molecule: messenger RNA, 2067 nt
Organism: Hevea brasiliensis (rubber tree)
Lineage: Eukaryota; Viridiplantae; Streptophyta; Magnoliopsida; Malpighiales; Euphorbiaceae
Product: probable protein arginine N-methyltransferase 3
Exons: 7
Coding region: 69-1877 (602 amino acids)
Biological process (GO): peptidyl-arginine methylation
Molecular function (GO): protein-arginine N-methyltransferase activity
Source: RefSeq, a predicted model, not a curated record
GAUUAGGGUUUUUGACAGGGUUUAAUGAAAUAAAUUGAUGCUUUCUGUCUCUGUCGCUGCACAAAAUCAUGGCCAAAAGCUAUCCAAUGGAAAUCAAUAAAAUGCACAAAACAUUAAUCGAACUAGAAUCUGAAGAAGAAGAAGAAGAGGAAGAAGAAGAAAACGGUGACUGGGAAGAUUGGAGAGACGAUGAUGGAGAAGAGGAAUCGGAAUCGAAUUUUCGCUGCUUGUUUUGUGAUUCUAAGUAUAGUGCGUGCACUGAAUUACUCGAUCAUUGUAGUUUGAUUCAUAAAUUUGAUUUUCGGGGCAUAAGGAAACAGUUGAGCUUGGAUUUCUAUAGCUCAUUCAAGCUCAUCAACUAUGUCCGCUGUCAGGUGGCACAAAACAGAUGUUGGAGUUGUGGGCUUACCUGUAAGUCCAACAGAGAUUUACAGUGUCAUUUACAUGACGCAGUGAACCUUGAAGACAUUAAGCCUUUAUGGGAUGAUGAUAAAUAUCUUAAGCCUUUUAUUCAAGAUGAUUCACUCUUGUACAGUUUUGCUGAAGAUGAAGAAGGUGAAGAUGAUUUUACCUCGUCAGUGUAUAAAGAGGAGGUCAUAAGGGAUUUGGCGAAUAUUGAAAAAAUUUGUCUUGAAGAUGACAACACUGGACAGAAUUCUGAAGCUAGUUCUAACAGUUUUGAAAGAAACGAAAUGAAAGAGGUUGCAUCUGUUUCGAAGGGCCCUUUGAAUCUUGUUGCAAAGGAUAUAAAGAAAGUCAAUGACAAUUAUUUUGGUGCUUAUAGUUCAUUUGGUAUCCACAGAGAGAUGAUAAGUGAUAAGGUAAGGAUGGAUGCUUAUAGCCAAGCUAUCUUGAAAAAUCCUGCACUCCUGACUGGUGCUGUUGUGAUGGAUUUAGGUUGCGGAACUGGCAUACUAAGUCUUUUUGCAGCCCAAGCAGGGGCUUCAAGAGUGAUUGCAGUUGAAGCCAGUGAGAAGAUGGCUGCAGUGGCAACUCAGAUUGCCAAGGACAAUGGCCUUUGGCAUAAUGAAAGCAAUGAUCAGUGCACUGGGGUAAUAGAGGUAGUUCAAGGAAUGGUUGAAGAGCUUGAUAAAUACAUACAAAUCGAACCACAUAGCAUUGAUGUGUUAUUGAGUGAAUGGAUGGGUUAUUGCCUACUCUAUGAGUCAAUGCUUAGCUCAGUGCUCCUUGCAAGAGAUAAAUGGUUGAAGCCUGGAGGUGCCAUUCUCCCUGACACAGCAACUAUUUAUGCUGCGGGUUUUGGAAGGGGUGGUACUAGUCUUCCAUUUUGGGAAGAUGUGUAUGGUUUCAAUAUGUCUUGCAUUGGCAAAGAACUUGUUCAGGAUGCUGCUCAAAUUCCUGUUGUUGAUGUUGUGGAUGAUUGUGAUCUAGUGACUGAUGCUACUGUUCUCCAGACUUUUGACCUGGCAACCAUGAAGCCUGGAGAGGUGGAUUUCACUGCAAGCAUUGAACUCAAACCAAAGUCAUGUAGUUUGGCUAGCAACUCCAUUGAAAUGGCGUCCAAAACAAUUUGUUGCUAUGGGGUUGUACUGUGGUUUGAUACUGGUUUUACCACCAGGUUCUGCAAAGAAACACCAGCUGUGUUGUCGACAUCCCCCUGCACUCCUAAAACGCAUUGGUCGCAAACUAUCCUCACCUUCCGGGAACCAAUAGCAAUGGCACCAGAAAAUCUCCCUGCUGAUGGUAGAUCUGCAGCUGUUGGCACACAUGCAUUCCCUGCUGCAACAAUUCAGUUGCGUAUUAGCAUCGUCCGUGCUGCCCAACAUCGGAGCAUUGACAUAUCAAUGGAAACUGUUAGUGUUGGCCCUGAUGGUCGGAAGCGCAGUUGGCCUGUUCAAAUGUUUAAUCUUUCUUAGAAUAUUUAGAGUAGAGCAAACUUUAAGAUUAUACCAUUCGGCGUUGUUGUAGCUUGUAUUGCUAUCAGUUUUGUAUCCUUGCUUAUAACACAUGGAAAUUUGGUGAUAAGCAUUACUUUUCAUGAAUUUUUUGAUGUUGCAUCACCAUUAUAUUUCUCUAGAUAAGUUUUGGAUAUUAUUGUUUCUUAAA